UUGUGCGACUGUCUCCGCGCAUUUUCACGGCUACGGCCACCUCAUGCGCAAGAUAGCCGAAUCCCUCGAAUUUUCAGAUCUCUACGCCGGACCGGAGCUACGUAACCCCUCACUCCGAUCCCGUCAGAGAGAGAGAGAGAUCAGAUUCUCAGCUCGGUUUUCUCUCAGCCGUCGGGUCCGUUGACAGCAUUAGAUGAAGGUCUUGCAACUGGGAUUGGCAGUCGCUCUAACGACCGGGCUCGCUGCAAUUCUCAUCUAUAUUUCUGGAGUGUCCAAUUUCAAUGAGAAAGUUAACAUUUCCGAUGAAGAUUUGAGCUCUUUGUUCUUAUUGCAGAGUGGAUUCAAGAAGUGUGUGAGUGCAAAUGGAUUAGGUUUACAAGCUCUGAGUGGAAGAGAUUAUUGCCAAGUUACAAUACAAUUUCCCAGUGACACUGUGCCCAAGUGGAGGGAUCCCAAAUCUGGCGAGCUUGAAGGUUUAUCAUUUGAUUUUAAUCUCUGUGAAGCUGUUGCCACAUGGGAGCAGGUUCGCAAUAGUACGACGAUACUCACCAAGGAGUUCAUUGAUGCUUUACCAAAUGGGUGGGAGGAAUAUGCAUGGCGUAGGAUCAAUAAAGGAGUGCUUCUCAACCGCUGUGAGAAUAAGACACUUUGCAUGGAGAAACUUGCACUUGUACUCCCUCAAACACCACCAUUGGUGCCAAGGAAGUUUGGCCGUUGUGCUGUAAUUGGUAACUCAGGAGAUCUUCUUAAAACAAACUUUGGGGAAGAGAUUGAUGGUUAUGAUGCUGUCGUCCGAGAAAAUGGUGCACCAAUCCAGAACUACACCAAGUAUGUAGGUAGAAAAAGUACAUUUCGCCUUCUCAAUAGAGGAUCCGCAAAGGCACUAGAUAAGGUUGCAGAACUAGAUGAAAGUGGGAGGGAGGUCUUGAUCAUCAAAACCACAGUCCACGAUAUCAUGAACAAAAUGAUUCGGGAGGUCCCAAUACACAAUCCUGUAUAUCUCAUGUUGGGUGCAUCCUUUGGUUCAGCUGCAAAAGGAACAGGGCUCAAGGCCCUUGAAUUUGCUCUAUCUGUUUGCGAUUCUGUUGAUAUGUAUGGUUUCACUGUAGAUCCAGGUUACAAAGAAUGGACCAGAUAUUUCUCGGAGUCGAGGCAGGGGCACACUCCGCUCCAUGGUAGGGCAUACUACCAGAUGAUGGAAUGUUUGGGACUAAUCAAAAUCCACUCCCCAAUGAGGGCGGAUUUUAACCGUGUGGUCAGCUGGGUACCAAACCAGAGUACACUUCAUGCUGCACGAAUUGCAUCAGAGAAGAUAUUGAGGGUAGGGGCUGGAAUGGACGAUCCCCUAGAGAAAUGUUCAAUCAUCAAGAAGCAGGACAAGAGAAAGGCCACGAAGAUCAUGGGCCUCCGGAAGGCCGCUGUUGAGCACCAAAAGCACGUGAGAGGUGCGACCAUGUAUCCUUUGGAACGCAGCACUGGACAUGGGAUGCUUUGCACGAUUCUGGAGGAUUGAAGGACCAUCUUACUUGGGCAUUUAUUCAUGGGUUCCUACUAUGGUGCACGCGGUGAUGAGAGAUUGGCUAGGUCAGUCACAUUCCCUCCAAAGCAGCAGGCCUUUGUAUUCUGGGUCCCAACUAUUUGGGUGCAUCUGUCCCGAUGUUUUGGUUACCUGAGUGCAUGCAGGUUCGCAUUCCCACUGUUCGUUUGGCACGGGGUAGGAUUCUUGCCUUCGGGUGGAGGAUCUGGAUUUUUUACAAUCAGCUUACAAGUUCCUUUCUUGUAAAUGAACCUUACUGGAAAGGGAUGCUGGGUUUUGUUUUGGAUAUAUAUAUAUAUUCACUUUUUAAAUCAAGCUUUCAAAUGUAGAAAUUCAUUUUCUGUAGUUGUAAUUCAUGAAUUCUAUUUCCAAUACCGGAAUGAUUCCAUUUACCUCAUAAAACGAAAGUUACAUCUUGGAAUGCAUUGUUAUUUACA
This is a messenger RNA of Magnolia sinica, 1974 nucleotides long. RefSeq names its product sialyltransferase-like protein 2. NCBI's taxonomy places the organism in Eukaryota, Viridiplantae, Streptophyta, Magnoliopsida, Magnoliales, Magnoliaceae. The record is from RefSeq and is a predicted model, not a curated record. Gene Ontology annotation, molecular function: sialyltransferase activity. Bases 194 to 1513 code for a protein of 439 amino acids. The transcript is spliced from 12 exons.